CAUCACUGGCACUCGCUCGACUUGCUUUCGAACAUCUACGCUCCCUCAAUACUCUCGAACUCACGUCGAAGAAGAUGUCUCCAGUGCUCAGACUAGGCGUCGACGUCGGCGGGACGAAUACCGACGCCGUCCUCCUCAACCUCACCCACACCCUCGACUCCCACUCCCACGACAUCCAACACAAAACCGUCCUCGCCUCUGCUAAGAGCCCUACCACUCCCGAUGUGACGACGGGGAUCAGGAAUGCCAUCCAGUCUGUGUUGCACCAGGUGCCGGGAGACGCGAAGAAGGAUAUUGAGGCGUUGAGUAUCGGGACUACCCACUUCGUCAAUGCGUUGGUGGAGAGGAACGCGAGUCGAUUGGACAGAGUGGCGGUCAUACGGCUCUGUGGCCCAUUCAGCAGGAAGACCCCGCCGUUCGUCGGGUUUCCUUGGGAGCUUAGACAUAUAUUGGAAGGACCGCAUUUCUUCGUGAAUGGAGGGCUACAGAUCGAUGGGAGCGAGAUCGCACAAGUGGACGAGAAGGAGAUCGAAGCAGCCGCAGAGGAAAUCAAGAAACAAGGCAUAAACGCAAUCGCAAUCGUCUCCGUCUACUCCCCCAUCGACUUCACCUUCUCCCACGAACCCCGUGUUUCUCGCCUCCUCCACAAGCUCCUCUCCCCACACAUCCCCAACCUCGGCAUCGUCUGCUCCCGCGACAUCUCCAACCUCGGACUUCUGGAGCGCGAGAAUGCUACGAUCAUGAACGCCGCGCUCCUGAGGUACGCCAAGCUCACGACGAAGAGCUUCGAGCAAGCCGCGAAAGAGCUGGGAUUGGGCGGACGCCCGGUGUUCGUGACGAGUAAUGAUGGGACGUUGUUGAGUUGUGAGGAGGCGGGGAGGGUGCCGAUUCGGACUUUCUCGUCGGGCCCUACGAACUCGAUGCGUGGCGCGGCGUUCCUCGCUUCCUUGGAGGCGGGGAAUAAACCGGGCGUGAAGGGCGAGGCGGCGUUGGUCGUCGAUAUCGGGGGGACUACCACCGAAGUCGGGAUGCUAUUACCGAGCGGUUUUCCCCGUCAAGCAGCAGCACAUCACGAACUCUGUGGCGUCCGUCUGAAUUUCUCUAUGCCGCACGUAACGAGCAUCGGCCUCGGCGGUGGCUCCCUCGUCCGUCAAGACUCCACCACGGGGCGCGUCACCAUCGGGCCCGACUCGGUCGGAUAUCGGAUAACGGACGAGGCGCUCGUGUUUGGCGGGAAGACGAUGACGGCGACGGAUGUGGUGGUUGCGGGGGGGUUGGAAGGGGUCGGCGAUAAAUCUAAGGUUGCUCACUUAUUGCCCCACGGUUCAUCAUCCGGGGGCGAGGGAGCGUCGAAGAAGGCUGAGGCUGAGGGAUUAGUCGAGAAAGCGCAGGAGAGGAUCCGGAUGAUGCUCGAGAACACGUUGGACGCGAUGAAGACGUCCCAGGCGGACCUGCCGGUUUAUCUCGUUGGGGGCGGGUCCAUAUUGAUAAAAGAGGGGGUGAGGAUGAGGGGGGUUAGUAGGGUUUGUCGGUUUGGGUGGUUUGAUGUCGCGAAUGCGGUUGGUGCGGCUAUUGCGCAGAUCUCAGGAACAAUAGACACCAUCGCCGACAUCUCCACCAAGCCGAUGGCCGAAGUGCGUGCGUCGAUCGAGAAACAAGCGAUCGAGAAAGCGAUUGAAGCGGGUGCGGAUGCUGAGAAGGUCAAGAUCAUAGAGAGCGAGGCGAUCCCGGUCGCGUAUACCGCCGGCCGCUGCAGGUUCUACGUCAAAGCCGCGGGCGAAUGGAGCGGCGUGCCCAAGAGCUCCGAUACCGAUGCCACUUCCACCACCACUCCGGCGAGCAAAGUGAAGGAGGUGAAGGAGGAAGUGAAAGAGGCGGUGGAGACGUUCGGGGAGAAAGUGAAAGAGGUGUUCUAUCACAAGGCUGCGAACAAGGAAUCGAAGGGCGUGAAGAAGGAGGAGGUCGACGACGACCUCGAAACAGCGCAGGCGAUUUUGGACUACAAACCGCGCAUCACCGCUUCCACUGCGAACCCGAAGAAACUGGAAUGGAACAUCUCAGCGACGGACCUGGCCUGGAUCGCGGAGGGGUGCUACGUCCUCGGGUGUGGAGGCGGCGGCUCGCCGCAUCAUGUGUUUUUGCAGUUGAGGGAGGCGGUGAGGGCGGGGGAGGGCAUUAGGGUCGUUGAUCUGGGGUAUUUCGACGACGAAUCCAGCGAGGUAAAAGGCGGGGAAGGAGGACUGGUGGGGUGGGGUGGAGGGAUGGGAAGUCCGGAGGUUUCGUCAGAGAGGUUACUUGGGGAGGAGUAUGGACAGGCGAUGGAGGAGUUGUUGGAGUUUAUGCGGAUCGAUAAGCAGAGGUUGAAGGCGUUGGUGGCCCUCGAGAUCGGAGGCGCGAACGGGAUGAUCAACAUGACGCUCUCUUCCAGCGGAUGUAUGAACGUUCCUAUCCUCGAUGGUGAUUUCAUGGGCCGCGCAUACCCAACCGGCUGGCAAGUUACGCCGAACGUGUAUGAUCCCAGCGAACGUUCGCUCAACAUCCUUCCUGCUGCUAUUGCGAGUGGAGACGGGAAUUACAUGGUGAUGACGAAGGCGAAGAAGAGCAUGGACGUUGAUUCGGCGUUGAGGGCUGCUUGUUGCGAGAUGGGAACGCACGUCGGAUUCGCGAACAAACCUCUACCCGUCGCAGGAUCUCUCCUUCGUACCUCCAUGAUCCGGAACACAGUUUCUCUGUCGUGGAGAUUGGGAAGGGCGCUCGCUUUGGCGUCCAAAGGUGGGAAUAUUGGAAAUGUGGGUAAAGUGCUGGUCGAUGCGUUGGGAGGCGAGAAGACCGGAAGGAUAUUAUUUGGUGGAAAGAUCGUCGAUGUUACGAGGAGAGUCUACAAGGGCCACACGAUCGGCGAAGUCCACAUCGCUGCACUGGCGGUGGACGACGAAGAUGUGGAGGAUGGAGCGGAGGGAGCAGUGCAGAGGUUCGAGGGGACGAUGGUGAUUCCGUUCAAGAAUGAGAAUUUGUAUGCGGAGGUGGAUAAGGGGGAUGGGAGCGGUAAGAAGAUCGUAGCCACUGUACCCGACCUCAUAGCCGUCCUAGACGCCCAAUCAGGCUGUGCGCUCGGAACGCCAGACUAUAAAUAUGGACUGAGGGUGCUCGUGCUCGGCAUCACGGCCGCGCCGCAGUGGACAAGUACGGAGAGGGGGUUAAGGUUGGGCGAUUUGAGGGCGUUUGGGUUCGAGGGGAUACCGUAUGUGCCGCUGGGAGAGUACGUCCAGCCGAAGAGUGUGAUCGAGGAGUAUGGCGCUACGGCGUGUCAAUGAGGCGUGAGGCGUGGAUUCACGCCAUCGUCUACUGCGGGAUAGGUAUAUAGAGAAGAUAUAGGAUCCUUUCGUUCUUAUUGUUAUGCCGAGAUUGUCGUCGCUAUCAGCGAAUUUCUCUUCGAUAAGGGGACUAGAACACAACACCGUCAUACUCUCAAUUAAGACUCUCGAUACCUCCUCUUUGAGGCCGGUGAGGAAUACGGACUCUUACGACAGGAGCACGUCGGCAUAAUAUGGUCUUUCGACUCUUGACUGCUCAAGUCCGUUUGAGGUAGUUAUUAAAGCCUCGAGGUCUGGGUGCUGUCCGAGCCUUCAAUUUCCGCAGA
Messenger RNA from Stereum hirsutum FP-91666 SS1, 3640 nucleotides. RefSeq lists its product as uncharacterized. Gene Ontology annotation, molecular function: 5-oxoprolinase (ATP-hydrolyzing) activity. The record is from RefSeq and is a predicted model, not a curated record. Gene Ontology annotation, cellular component: cytosol. Bases 75 to 3314 code for a protein of 1079 amino acids. NCBI's taxonomy places the organism in Eukaryota, Fungi, Basidiomycota, Agaricomycetes, Russulales, Stereaceae. Gene Ontology annotation, biological process: glutathione metabolic process. The transcript is spliced from 21 exons.